Candida albicans SC5314 is the source of this 1353-nucleotide messenger RNA. RefSeq names its product putative N(6)-L-threonylcarbamoyladenine synthase. The transcript has a single exon. Gene Ontology annotation, biological process: mitochondrial tRNA threonylcarbamoyladenosine modification. Bases 1 to 1353 code for a protein of 450 amino acids. NCBI's taxonomy places the organism in Eukaryota, Fungi, Ascomycota, Pichiomycetes, Serinales, Debaryomycetaceae. The record is from RefSeq and is a predicted model, not a curated record. Gene Ontology annotation, cellular component: mitochondrion.
AUGAUUUCAAAUACUUUCAAAAUUCGAUGUCCCCUACCGUUGAAAAGAAUAUCAUCAACAAGCAUACGGACAUAUCGUGUUAUGGCCAUAGAAUCGUCGUGUGAUGAUUCUUGUGUUGCCUUACUCGAAAAAUCUCAUCCCAAGACUCCACCAAAAAUUAUAGAUCAAUUUAAACGGACACUACAUUCCGCUGAUAUAGGUGGUAUAUUACCCACGGCAGCAUAUAAUUAUCAUAUGGCAACUAUUGCCAACAUGGUUCAAGAAUUUUGCCAUAAGCAUCAAAUUUCAGCAUUAAACCCACCUGAUUUACUUUGUGUUACCAGAGGUCCAGGAAUGGCAGGAUCCCUAAGUACUUCAACUGAAUUUGCCAAAGGGUUAUCUGUUGCAUGGGAUGUUCCCUUAGUUGGAGUGCAUCAUAUGUUGGGUCAUUUGUUAACUGCAAAUUUACCAAAUCUGGAACAACCCAAGUUACCACCCCCAAACUAUCCAUUUUUGAGUUUGUUAUGUAGUGGUGGACACACUAUGCUUGUAUUACUGAAAUCAUUAACUGAACAUGAGAUUAUUGUAAAUGUGGGAGAUAUCGCCGUGGGUGACUCAUUGGAUAAAUGUGCUCGAGAAUUAGGAAUGUAUGGAAACAUGUUAGGUAAAGAAUUGGAAAAAUAUAUAAAUUCCAUACCUGAAGAAACUAGAAAUCAAUAUGAAAAAUUGAGUGUGAAUACUAGAAUUGCUAAUCCAUAUAAUUUUAGAUUAACUCUUCCUUAUUCAGCACCCAAAUAUGGUAUUCCAGGAGAUGUGAAAUUUGCAUUCUCUCAUUUCUUAAGUAACAUUCAAGAAUAUAAAGCAAUGCAUUAUAACAAAAAUAGGGGUGAAGGUGAAAGUGAGGGCGAGGGUGAGAUAGAUUUGACAUUAGAUGAAGAAACUAAACAAUUUAUUGCAUAUAAAACACAAGAAUUUAUAUUUGAUCAUAUUGUUGAUAGAAUAAAUAUUGCAUUCAAAAAACAUGGCAUUAAAAAUAGAAAUAGUGAUGGUACUUUUAUUGGGGUUAAAGAUUUUAUUUGUUCUGGGGGAGUUGCAGCAAAUAAUCGACUUCGACAGAAAUUACGGGAAAAGCUAGAUUUUCAAGAGAUUGGUACCGACAAUGUUAAUGUGAAUUUUCAUUUCCCAGAUUUAUCACUUUGUACAGAUAAUGCGAUAAUGAUUGGAGCUGCUGGCAUAGAAAUAUUUGAAAAAUUACGUUUAAGAACAGAUCUUAGUUUUCUACCUAUAAGAAAAUGGCCAUUGAACAAAUUAUUAGACGUUGAUGGGUGGGUUAAAGUAGAAGAAGAAGAAUUUAAUAGAAUUUGUAAAUAUUAA